UAAUAAGAUCGUGUUUGCGGUCGCUGCCCGAGGAGGAAUUCGGAGGAGGCGCGAGGCCCGGUGCUCGCGCCGCGCCCGGGAGCCCGGGAAAGAGGCCGCCGGCGGCGGCGGCGGCGGCAUGAGGCAGGCGACGCGGCGCCUGUGAGCAGCGCACGGCGGCGGCGGGGAACCUCAGCGCAGGGAGAGCCGAGCGGCCGGGGGCUCCCCUCCCCCGCUGCCGGGCGGUGAUUUGCCGGGCCUGCUGCGCCCCCCGCCCACCCCUCGCCCCAGCCGCCGCCUCGCCGCUUCCCUUCGUCGGAGCGGCCGCUCGUCCGCCCGGCUCGAGGCCCGCGGGGAGCGCGGCGCAGUCCGUUGGCCCGCGGGGGGGCGGCCUCCCGGCAUCUUCGCGUCGCCCAAGGACGACCAGGAAGGGGAGCGGCCGGGAUGGCGCGUCCGCGGCCCCGCGAGUACAAGGCGGGCGACCUGGUCUUCGCCAAGAUGAAGGGCUACCCGCACUGGCCGGCCCGGAUUGAUGAACUCCCAGAGGGAGCUGUGAAGCCUCCAGCAAAUAAGUAUCCUAUCUUCUUUUUUGGCACCCAUGAAACUGCAUUUCUAGGUCCCAAAGACCUUUUCCCUUAUAAGGAAUACAAAGACAAGUUUGGAAAGUCAAACAAACGGAAAGGAUUUAAUGAAGGAUUGUGGGAAAUAGAAAAUAACCCAGGAGUAAAGUUUACUGGAUACCAGGCAAUUCAGCAACAGAGCUCUUCAGAAACCGAGGGAGAAGGCGGGAAUACUGCAGAUGCAAGCAGUGAGGAAGAAGGUGAUAGAGUAGAAGAAGAUGGAAAAGGCAAAAGAAAGAAUGAAAAAGCAGGCUCAAAACGGAAAAAGUCUUACACUUCAAAGAAAUCCUCCAAACAGUCCCGGAAAUCUCCAGGAGAUGAAGAUGACAAGGACUGCAAAGAAGAAGAAAAUAAAAGCAGCUCUGAGGGUGGAGAUGCCGGCAAUGACACAAGAAACACAACUUCAGACUUGCAAAAAACCAGUGAAGGGUAAAACUGGUGCUCCAUAAAAUGAUCCUAUGACUUCACCUGCCUCAUAACUUCUGCUUACUAUGUUCUGGGUGUCCUUCAGCUUCACUGCCACCCUACAGCCUUUCAAUGUGCCUCAUAUUCAAAUACCUCAAGAGAGAAUCUGAUUGGAUUAGCCAGCCAUUAUCCAGUAUAGAAGUGGUGUGGCGCUGAGCAUGGCAACCAGCGCGAUAAGGAACAACUUCUGGCCGCUUACGUGGAGGAGGCUUCCAGUCUAGCAAAUACUCAGAACAGUGUGUCCAGAACAUUCACCAUUAUGAAUUAGCAAGAUAUAUUUUCACACACAGGUGCACAGAGAGUGAUUAUGGUAUGAGAAGUUAAAAAAAUUAGAUUUAUAAUUUGGUUUUAUAAGUACUCAUUUGAUAGCACCUUGUUUAAAGACCCCACCCCCCAAAAAGCAUGUCCUUAAAGUUAUAGUCACAUUUUGCUACCACUUGUACUUUGUUUGGAGCACUAGUAAUAUUCUGAGGCUGCCAUCAGACCCUCUGUUCCAAACAUACUCUUCAACAUGGAUUGAGUAGUUGUUACUAUGAAUUUUCUACCAAUGUAAACAUAGAAUGU
Balaenoptera ricei (Rice's whale) is the source of this 1628-nucleotide messenger RNA. RefSeq names its product HDGF like 3 (gene HDGFL3). The coding region runs from base 424 to 1032 and encodes 202 amino acids. Lineage: Eukaryota; Metazoa; Chordata; Mammalia; Artiodactyla; Balaenopteridae. The transcript has 6 exons. The record is from RefSeq and is a predicted model, not a curated record. Gene Ontology annotation, cellular component: nucleus. Gene Ontology annotation, molecular function: transcription coregulator activity; double-stranded DNA binding. Gene Ontology annotation, biological process: regulation of transcription by RNA polymerase II.